CGUAGUACAAUUCAACGAUAAGUCAGCCGCACUUUAUUUUCAAGUAAUACAGCUUAAAUGUGAGUCAGGCAUCUUUUAUUUUCAAGUAUUCCGAGUCAACGACGGGUCAAAAGACCUUUUUAUCUACAAAAUAGUGCGAUUGAACGGCAAGUUGGAGGAAUCUUUAUUUUCACAUAAUACAACUCAAUGACGGAUCAAACGAACCUCUAUUUUUUUAAGCCAAAUUGCGUCGGUCUGUCGAAAGCGUACAAUUUGCGAAAAAUACCUAACCUAACCUAACCUUUGUGUGGUUCACUGUGCACGGUAUGAACGUAGGUUCAUAUGUUCGAAUCAUUAUUAAAAAGAUGCGUUACCACGAUAUCGUAAGGUUAUAUUGCUGAAUAACACAAAACAAUGGAACUUGUAACAUUAGAGCUAAGACCACGGCUGCAAUCGUGCAAUGCAUUUAUCGCUAUGAAAAAAAAUCAAGAUUUAAAAGAUAUUCAAGUUAAACUUUCAGAAAGUAACAUAGUAUUAAUAUUCAAAGAUUAUAGCAUGAAUUUCUUGUUGCCAUUUAUAAAAAUCGUACCUACUUCUUUGUCUAUGUUAAAUGUACGGAAUAAUUGGAUUUGCUUUCGUUUACAAACGGCGCCGUUGAAAUCGGUAUAUGGAUCUUUUAGUACAGAAGUGGUAACUGAUUCAAACAAAUCGACACAGUUGACUUCCUCUUCGCAACCGAUCUUAGGAAAUAUUAAAUUGCUAUUUAAGGCGUCAGAAUGUAUCGUAUCAUGCGCUUGCUGUAAAAACGUCAUCUCAAGAUCAAUCGCUUUUAAGCGAGUUCUACCUUUGCCUGAUAUACAAUGCAGUCCAGAUGAAUGGUUUUGUUGUAAGCAUAGUUCUGAUGACGUUGUAAAGAACAUAGAAACAGAGGAAUCUGAUUAUUUGUACGGGUCUUACUUUGCUCUGUUGCAUAAAAAUAUUUUUAUAAACAGUCUACACAUAGAUGAUAAGACAUUAACCUGUGAUAAAUGCUUUUUACAUAUAGGAACACUUUAUUCAUGUGAUUUAUUCCAAAUAUGGAAUUGUUCCAUAGAUUAUAAACCUCAGAAUGACACAUUAAAUACUGUAAAUGCCACUGAUCCAUUAAAUGACUUUUUAAUAUUUAUAAAGAACUCACUGACCGGUGUAUUAGGAGAAGAGAUUAUCUUGCAAACAUCUCUUGGCAAACAAACUCAUUAUCUUCUGAUAAAACCAAUGGAUCACGAAUUGAAUUUAAUUACAGAGGAAACCUAUAAUCAGAACCAAAUAAUCUGUAACACGGAUAUAUCUAUCUCCUUACAACAGAAACGUGUUGCCAAAGUUUUAUAUAAGUAUGACACAAAUAAAAUUGCUAACACUAAUAACCAUUGGAACGUUGAAUAUCACAAAGUAGGUUUGCCUAUGAUUGAGGCUGGAUUAAAUCACUUGUUGUCAUCGACAAAACGCCUGCCUCACAAUUACAGAAAUAUUGCAGACUACUUUUUCGGUUACAUAGUACUGUGAGAGAACGUGAACUAAGAUAUUAUAGUAUUAUCACCGAACAAUGUUCAUUUUUUUUUAUAUGUUUUGCAUAUAUUUUGUACACUUAUUUUUAUACACAAUAAAGAAUUGUAUCUACUGUAUGUAUAUCUUUUAGUAACAAGUCCAGUGUACAGAAUAAUUAAUUAGAAAUAGAUUAAGUAACUUCCAUAGGUCUUGUACUACAGAAACCUAAGAAAAAUAUUUAGUUUCUUUUGUAUGUUUCUCUAGGAAUAUAAUGAGAAUAUUACUACUUUAACAAAUCUUAUUUAAUUAAGAAUUUUUAAUACUUAUGUCAAUAUAAAUCGUGUAUAUAUAUUGUAAUUAAUACUAUUAGGACGUAUUUUACAAUUUGAUCCAUCAUAUAUGUCAACAAUUUAUUCGUAAGAAAUUGGAAUGUAGAGAAACUGAGAAAUUUAUACUAUUGCGAUAGCAAUUAAACAUCAAAUAGCUGUUACUGAUAUAUUUUUCUGUGCGCAAGUAAUUCAUUUAUUUCAGAAACUCAUAUUUACGGAAUGUGAAUGUAUCACAUAACGGGAAAUGUGUAGUUAUUAGCAAGAAAUUCGAAGUUGCGUAAAAAUAAUUCUAUAAUCGGAAUAUCGCGCAUAUUAUCUAUGUCUAUCCUAUCAUAAAACAACGUUUGAGUACGAUAUGGCAUACGAUCUAUACAACGCAAUGUAUACAGAUCUGCAUAAAUUGUACAUAUAAUUUCUUUUUUUUUUUUU
Molecule: messenger RNA, 2261 nt
Organism: Dinoponera quadriceps
Lineage: Eukaryota; Metazoa; Arthropoda; Insecta; Hymenoptera; Formicidae
Exons: 3
Coding region: 394-1521 (375 amino acids)
Biological process (GO): proteasome-mediated ubiquitin-dependent protein catabolic process; protein polyubiquitination; protein autoubiquitination
Cellular component (GO): cytosol; nucleus; ubiquitin ligase complex
Molecular function (GO): ubiquitin protein ligase activity; cyclin binding; ubiquitin conjugating enzyme binding
Source: RefSeq, a predicted model, not a curated record